CCCAAAGCAUAAGUGCUGGGUAAUCAUUCAUCACCCAAAACUCUUUCAAUAUUGGAAGAAAACCAAGAAGCAGAAGACCUAUUUGCAGUAGUUAAGGAAAGUGCUGGGAAACAAGAUAUAGAAGAUGGGUCAGAUCUUGAAUCAGCAAAAGAUAGCAACAGUUUUGUUGGAGAUUCUGACUAUGUUCAUGUCAGUAUAUGGGGAAGCUAAAUUUGACACAGAAGUUUCAAAGCCAGGGCUUUCUAAUGAGCCCUGUUCCUCAUUGUUGGAUUUCGGCCAGAGCAAUUCUAAGGAUAUUCAAAGUUCCUUGAACAGCACUAUGGCAACAUCAACAGUUGGUGCCGGCAAAGAUGAGUCUGCUUUUGAAGCAGGGGAGCAUGGUCUUCACCAUCAUGAAUUACAUCAGAAUCUUGAUGAGCCCAUUGUAGAAUUGGGAAGCCAUUUUGCUUACAGUUGUUCUCAAGAUGGAAUAGACAGCAUUGAACCAAAUAUGGAUAAGGAUCUUGAUGAUAUUUUAUAUUCUAAUGGGAAUAAUUCAAAUAUACGAGUUUUCUUUCAUUUAGUGACUGAUAUUGUGAAUGCAGAUGCUCAGCCCGGCACCAGAAAACCAACCAUUGAUCAAGAAUUUGAGCAGUACUUUUCCAUGCUUAUGCUGUAGCAAGAACACUUGUGCAUAAACCAUGAAAUGUGCAACUUGUAUUGGUACAUGUUUACUGUGUUGUGAUAAAUGAGACAGACUGAAGCUUCUUCCUAAACCUUGAAUGUAUAUGUGUGUUGUAUUGUGAAUUUGUGAUAAAUAAGAUUAAAGUUGAAUUGUAAGAUUAUCAUCAUUUUUCUGGUUAAUCUUUCUAGAACCACUGUAGAUUCAAAUAGAUCUUCAUGGUUUAUAGAAGUGUAAUGGA
This is a messenger RNA of Manihot esculenta (cassava), 902 nucleotides long. RefSeq lists its product as uncharacterized. Bases 125 to 658 code for a protein of 177 amino acids. Gene Ontology annotation, biological process: response to red or far red light. The record is from RefSeq and is a predicted model, not a curated record. NCBI's taxonomy places the organism in Eukaryota, Viridiplantae, Streptophyta, Magnoliopsida, Malpighiales, Euphorbiaceae. The transcript has a single exon.